AUGGAGAGACGAGAAGAAGAAGAAGAAGAAGAAAACGAAGAUAGGGAGAGAGGAAUAGAAUCUAAAGAAAGUGAGAGUAGUGAUGAUGAUAAGUUUUUAGAGUUGACCAUUCCUCUUGAUCUGAUUCAGGAUAUACUCUUGAGACUGCCUGCUAAAUCCGCUGCGAGGUUCCGUUGCGUCUCGAAGCUAUGGUCGUUCAUCACCACUCGUCCAUAUUUCAUCAGCUCCUUUGUCACUCAGGCUUCAACUCAUCGGCGGCUGUGUUUAAGGGUAGGAGCAAGAGACAAGUCUAUCUUUGUCUCACUACCCCAAUAUCCAGACAAGUCUUGUUCUCAUCAUGUGGACUGUCGUAAGAUGAAUUUCUCCAACUUCGAGUAUCAACAAGAGUGGUCCGAGUCGGUCCACGGCUUGAUGGAUACGAUCCGGUCGAUGAUAAGUUUAAAUUAUUGUGCAUCUCACGGGAUAGACACCAAGUCCCUCUUGUUCUUACAUUGGGACCUCGAGAAGAAUCAUGGAGAGAGACCCAAAACAGCCCUUCACAUUUUUCCAUUAGACGAAAAGGUAUAUGUAUCAAUGGGCAUGUGUAUUAUCGAGCUAAGAUACAUUUUCAAGGUGAAGAAAGGAGAAGUAAAGAUAAGAAAAGAGUCCUGA
Messenger RNA from Eutrema salsugineum, 651 nucleotides. RefSeq names its product putative F-box protein At4g21240. Lineage: Eukaryota; Viridiplantae; Streptophyta; Magnoliopsida; Brassicales; Brassicaceae. The coding region runs from base 1 to 651 and encodes 216 amino acids. The record is from RefSeq and is a predicted model, not a curated record. The transcript is spliced from 2 exons. Gene Ontology annotation, molecular function: protein binding.